Molecule: messenger RNA, 1919 nt
Organism: Paramuricea clavata
Lineage: Eukaryota; Metazoa; Cnidaria; Anthozoa; Malacalcyonacea; Plexauridae
Source: the annotation of a GenBank genome assembly
AUGACGCACGUGCUCGGUGGACAGGAUGAUCCGCUUACCAAGUUCACCGUGUCAGAACUAAAACCUUACACGAAGUAUGGAUUCAAUAUAUCCGCUGGUACAGUGGUUGGCUUUGGGCCGCCUGCGUUGGUGGUAGUGACAACGCGGGAAACAGGUAAUUUUUUGUUUCUGACUGCUUUCCAAUGUGGUCGCAGCCUCAAGAUCACCUAAAUGCUUAGAUCCCGUGACCCUCCCCCCCCCAAUAGCGACCUUAAGCAUGUAGGAUGGAAACGCGACGGGAAACAAACUCGUUGAACCAAUCGUGUACAGAUGCAGACCUGCAAAAAGUGUUCAAUGUUCCUCGGAUCCUGAAUUUGCCUUUUUCAAAUGUUCUUCAAUUAUAUUGGUUGUAAAAUUGCCGAGGAAACAAAACAAUCUUCAAACUCUAUUAACAGGAUAUGCAUGAAGAACACUUCGCAAUCUCAAGAUAGACUCGAAUGGCAGAUAACUAAAUAUGAUUCCUUAAAAUUUUCUCUUAAGUACGCGUGGAAAAUUCAAAAUGUUCUUCAAUUUUGUACCAAAAAUGCAUCUAAUGACAUCAUAUCUUUGACAGUGAAAAAGUUGAUCAAGAUGAGUUUUUUUACUAUAAAGAUACAUUGCAUUUCUUCUUAGAAUGACCCAAAUAUUACCCAUUCCAAAAAUUAUAUCUGGGGUUAGUCGCACUUUAAGGAUCACUUCACUAAUAUGGAUCAGAGAGCAAGGGUAAUAUACAAUCACUUUCUUAUUUCAGCACCAUCUGGCCCACCGGCAGACAUACAAGUGGCUAACUUCACUCAUAAUGAAAUGAACAUCACGUGGUCGCCCCCAGACCCCUCCAAAAGGAACGGCGUGAUUACUAAGUAUUCACUGUGCAUCAGAAACCAAACCUACGGCUUCUGUCUGCACGAAGAUACGUUUGAAUUUACACAAACGUCGUACACGUUUAGUGGGCUAAGACCGUAUCGUGUGUACAGUGUUACAAUCCGAGCAGCCACUGUCAAAGGAUUUGGCCCCAUAGGAAGCAUUACCCGGAGGACAGCGCAGUCAGGUUUGUAGAUUAUGGCACGAUUUACAUUACACAAUACAUCCUUUCGACUAUAAUUACGUCAUUUGACCUGGGAGCCUCACUCUCAUGAAUCGUGAGCCAAUCACCUUGCGUAAUUUACUAAUGAGAGCGAGGCUCCAACACCUAAAAGUAUGUGUGACGCAAUUAUCGAAAGGGUGCAUUCGCAACAAACCUGCAGCAGACUUGUAGCAAUGCUGUUUCAACAACUUGUCAACAGGAUGUGUUCAUACUGCUUGUUUCCAGCUUGUUGACAGUUCUCAACGGCUUGUUGACAAGUUGCCAUAAAGGUUGUUGCGCUCAACAGAUUUGUUACAAGCUGUUCCAACAACUUGUUAUCGUCCUGCAUUUCAACAAUUUCUCAACAAGUUGUGAGUGACAACCUUGUAGCAACUUGAUAAAAUAACAGCAUUGUUGCAACUUGUUGAGAAGCUUGCUACAAGCCUGUUGCGAACACAUCUUUUUCACAAGUUGUGAGAUUUUUAAAUGUCGCUUAAACUUUAUUAUACCGCUGUUUAAAUCAAUUUCUUCUCUUUAAUUCCAGAGCCAGAUGGCCCACCAAUGGAAAAAAUUGUGAAGUACCUAGACGAGUCGACGAUCAGUUUCUCGUGGACAGAGCCUCACCCAGAAUUACACAAUGGCAUUAUCAUCUACUAUCACGUGUGUAUACGAAAAUAUGGUCCCGAUUUUUCGUGUGCCAGAACGGCACAAAUACCGCGACAGAAUGAGAAAAGUUACGCGUACGGUGGCCUGAGUCCGAGUAGCGAAUAUGUGGUGGUGAUUCGAGCCGCGACUAUCAUAGGACUUGGACCGGCUGCUUUUAUUCAGAAGACCGCAG